AACAGUUUAAUAAAUAAAUUAAAAAACAAGUGUUCAAAAGAACGAGCGUAAAAAGUAAUAAAAAUUUUUAUUCUAACACAAAAUCAUAACCGUAUUCUGUGAGCGGCUGAGUCUGCAAAUCAAGAAUAAAAUUUAAAAUAAAGAUAUAUAUGAAAUAAUUUCAAGGUUAUUUAUCUUACGUUAUACCAAACGAGCAAAUAAUAAUAAGUGGACGGAGCGCAUGAAAAAACUAGGCGAAAAGAAAGCAAUAAUAAAAUAACACACAAAAGCACAAACAUGCUUUGAGCGAAAGAUUUUAUUAAAAUACCGUAAAAUAUUUUUUUAAAUUAUGGCAAAGACAUGAAAAGUCAGAUACAAACUAAAUAUUUAACUAAAAAAAAGUAAAAAACAGGUUUAAUGUUAUAUAAAUUAAAUGAAUGUGUUUAAUUGCUUUUUAUUUUUUGUUUGUGUGUUUGUUGUAGAUGGCAAAAACUUAAAUUUUUAUUAUAAGAAUUUCUAAACUAUUUUUGAACACUAUUAGGCCUUUCUAUAAAUGUCCUUUUGUAAUAUUGAAAAAAAAAGAAGGAAAACUAACAUUUUAUACGACAUCAUUUUGGAUAUUACUUAUGGGAAGGAUAUUAUCAUUACUCUUUUUAAGUUUGCCUCAACCCAGCAGCCAGCAAUAUCUUCGCAUAAACUCUACGACUUUUUCUGCAUCUACAUUUUAAGGAUUAUGAUUUAUGCGUUCAUUUAAACAUAUAUCUAUUUAUAAUCGGUAACACACAUAUAUUAUGCAUGUAUAACGCCUACACCAACAUCAUCUACCACAAAAAGUAUUAUUAGCCAUAGUCCCAGUAUCGAUGACAGUCAAAUACAUACAUGCAUAAAAAAUUGAGAAAAUAUGGUUGAAGAGAUAAAAAUUUUACAUUUAAACUACGUUUAUUAUACUCAUAGCUUGUAACGUAUACGGUAACAAAAGCAGGUUUAAGGACAACGUGAAUAAUAAUAAAACAAUAAUAAGCAACGCAGCAGCAGCUGAAGCAACAUAAAUAAAGGACAUCACCUUAAGAGUUAAGCACGUACAUAUAUACAUACAUUAAUUAAGGCAGUUAAGAUAAGCAACUUAAAGGCUGAAUAUAUUCUGAAAAUACGAAAUAAUUAAAGCAGAAACAAAAAUUAGAUAAGAAAAAAUCAUUGAAAAUGACAACAACAAAAAAUCUGAAGUUAGAAGUCCCCCCAUAACAGAUAUAAAUUAAUGAUCCAGCAUAAAAAACACAAGCGAGACUGAUUUUGACAAAGAUCUCUAGGUAAAGAGAAGGACUUAAAAGGCGAGGCAACACAACAUAAUACACAAUAAGAAAGAUACUCAAGAGGACUGCAAGCAACCAGGAAAACACAAAAAAUACAAAAUUCAAAGGCCCAAGAAAGGCAGAAAGGAAUUUAAAAAGCCGCCAUAAGCCCUCUAAAGCUACAAGUGAUUCGGAUUUAAUCCAACAACAAAAAUAAAACAAAAAAAAAAGCAAACACAAAACGCUAAAUUAAUUUUUGGAAAAUAUUUUUCGAAUAUUGUGUUUUUACCUCUUCUUCGGAAAAAUGUUGAAAAAAUUGAAAUGUUUAGAAGCUAAGGCUAGAUUGGCCAGAGAAAUUACCGCUAAUAAUAUGGGAGUAGCCAACUCCACUAACACAAUUAGCGUUGCCUCAUCACGUAGUUCCAGCAUGGAAGGUAGUGCGAUAACGAACACAAAUUUAAGAGGAGUAGUUAAAACCGAGCCACUGGACUAUGAAUUGUUGCAUCUAGAAGAAAGUGAGAGACAUUUGCAACGAGAUUCGGAAAGUGCGGUAAACAAUACUUCUAACAGUGUGACGAGCAACACAAUGAACAAUAGCAGCAACAAUAACAACAAUCCACCUCAAAGAUAUCAACAUGUGCAAGUACAAACAGUGCCUCCUCGUCAGGGUUUGAGUAGCAAUCAAGGUACCCAAAAGGUUAUACUGACACCACGCGUGGAAUACGUACAAAUACCGGUUAACAGUUGUGCAGAGAGAAAUGCCACAGUUUCGGCAGCAUCUGUAUCUCCACAAAUCAUAAUAACUCGUACCUUGCCUACCACAACUACAUCGUCAUCCGCUUUGUCUGCCUCUUCCUGUACGUCAGCCAAUCAGCAGCUUGCAGCACACUCAUCUCAGCAACAUCAUAUACCUCGAAGACAUUCAGCUAGCCCAUCACAUUAUCAACGAAUAACUGCUAUAAAUGUGGCUCAAAGUAGUCAUUCAGCACCAUCUUCGCCUCCGCCACUUCAUCAUCAGCAGCAGCAGAACAGUACAGUGGGCUCUAAUCAGUUGCUGCAACAUGUUCGUGUUAUACAGAAUGGACGCUUCUAUGACGAUGCAUUAGGCAGUGCGACAUUACGACGUCAAACGGUUUCGCCACCGCCUUUGCAGCAUUAUUCGCGUUCCGCGCCGGUUUCACCAGCACCCGGGGCUGGUUUCGUUCGACGUUACACACCGCAAUCACCACCUUUGCUACCACCACCUCCUCCGGCACCGUCAGCCUCAUCAACAACUCUGUCUUCAAGUGGAGGAUCUACAUCGCCAACAUCGGCAACAGGUCAGCAAUAUUUAAUAGCUCAUACACCAACACGCAAAUAUGUUUUAACUACUUCCACAAGACAAGUAAACGUUAUUUCUGCUAAAAAUUCAUCAUCGUUGUCUUCAUCCACAAAUCAGCAACAUGCUUACGCUAUUCCGCAUUCUUCGUCUUCAACAUCUUUGCAAUCGCAACCAUUAUCGAUCCAUCAGCAUCAUCAUCAACACCAUCAGCAUAUGAAUUCUCCUUCAUCAUCAUCUAACUCGUCACCAUCACCACUAGCUUCCUCUUCUACAAAUGCAUUACAAUCUUCUACUUCUGUGUCUAAUCACAUUUUUCGUACUCCUGUAGUUUCCAGCAGCAUGAAUGUUACUGGAGCUCUUGGUAUCGGAGGUAGUGGUGGACCUGGUGGUGGUAGUAGUAGCAGCAGCAGUAUUAGCGGUCACUGCAGCGGUUUAAACGGUUCUGGCUCGUCGUCAUCAUUAACAUUAUCAGCAACUGCAUCAUCAUCCUCAACAUCGUGUCCGACAGCAUCCAAUUUAAGUCCAAAUUGUGAAGAACCUUCCAGUUCGAUUCCCGAUUUAGGUGAGUAA
Messenger RNA from Glossina fuscipes, 3159 nucleotides. Its product is annotated as ecdysone-induced protein 75B-like. The record is from RefSeq and is a predicted model, not a curated record. Bases 1573 to 3159 code for a protein of 528 amino acids. NCBI's taxonomy places the organism in Eukaryota, Metazoa, Arthropoda, Insecta, Diptera, Glossinidae. The transcript is spliced from 4 exons.